Molecule: messenger RNA, 2256 nt
Organism: Parathielavia appendiculata
Lineage: Eukaryota; Fungi; Ascomycota; Sordariomycetes; Sordariales; Chaetomiaceae
Product: TAF5-like protein
Exons: 3
Coding region: 1-2256 (751 amino acids)
Biological process (GO): transcription initiation at RNA polymerase II promoter
Cellular component (GO): transcription factor TFIID complex
Molecular function (GO): RNA polymerase II general transcription initiation factor activity; protein binding
Source: RefSeq, a predicted model, not a curated record
AUGCCUCCCAGCCCGCGAUUUCUCCCUCCUGCUCCAAUCCAACGGGCGCACAACGUGGUCAUGAACCAUAGCUUACAAUCUUUCGAUUCACAGGUCACAGACUAUCUGAAGAAGAAAGGCUUUACAAAGACCGAAGCCGUCUUUCGGCAAGAGACAGCCUACCUCGGUCCUGACGGGAGGCCAGCCCAACGACACGAAGACCCCGGCCCAAAGAAGUAUCUGAGAGCCUUUCUGUUAUUGAAGAAGUGGAUCGAGAAUAACCUCGAUAUCUACAAAUUUGAGCUGAGAAAGCUUCUCUGGCCCGUCUUUGUCUACUCCUACUUGGAACUGGUCGGCCAGGGUUACAACGACGAUGCCAAGCAUCUGCUGGAGACUUUGAGGCCACAUUUUGAUGCCGUUCAUCAAGAUACGCUGGCGCUGUUGGCUACAGUCACGCUACCCCAGCACAUCAACGAGAACCAGACCACGCGACUCUACCGCGAAAACAAGUACCGCAUCCCCUUGAACCAGUCGCUUUCGGGCAAUCUAUUCCACUUCCUUGAGCGCGAGGCGGACGAGGGUGGAGCGACUAUCACCUACAUCCUCCAGACCCACUGCAGCGUCGAAACGAGCGCGCGGGGACCUAUCGAGCCUUACAGCUUCGAGGCUAUCUAUCGUCGUGCCCAGAACCUUGACCUGGAUGAGGUCGACGCCCAAGAAGGAAUUCCGGGCGUGUUCACCGGAGUUUCCAACCGCGAUGUUCUCGACACUAGCGCCAAGCUCAAGCUUGGUCCGAUGCCACUAGAACCCGAGCUCAGGGACGAUGUCCGAGCGGAGCUAGAAGACGAAGACCAGAGGAACCCGCCAGCAGACGGUCGGCCCACUCUCGUCGAGGAGUUUGAUAAGCGGAUCAAGCGCGAAGAGAGCGCCGACGCGCCCUCGCGAGCAGACCUCCCCCUCCCCCCGUCCCGUGGACGGGAUGUCGUCAUGGAGAUGCAGAAGGUCCGCGAAAACCGGGAUAGGUUCCAGAUCGAGGGCCGCACCGGCGGCAUCGGCAUCCCAGUCUCGGCCUGCAUGUUUACUUUCCACAACACCCUUGGGAGUGUAUCCUGCAUGGACUUCUCCAACGACCACCAACUUGUGGCAAUGGGCACGAUGGACUCGUAUAUUCGGGUUUGGUCCCUAGACGGCAAACCACUCAGGACAAAAUUCGAGCAUGAAAAAGACGUCAAGGUCAACAACCGGAAGCUUAUUGGGCACUCAGGUCCUGUGUACGGCGUCUCGUUUUCGGACUCGAUUGCGAACCUCAACCGCAACAUCUAUGCCGACACCGACGAGAAAAAGCCCGAUACCAGCACCACACUCUUGUUGUCGUGUUCAGCAGACGGGCAGGUUCGGCUUUGGUCACUGGAAUCGUGGGCGUGUUUGUGCAUCUACAAAGCGCAUGAUGGCCCAGUGUUCCGCGUGCUCUGGGGUCCGCACGGGCACUACUUUGCCACGGCUGGAUGGGACAAGACAGUGCGCAUCUUUUCCCAAGACCAUGCCUCAGCUCAGCGCCUUCUGGUCGGCCACGAUACCAGCAUCUCAGCGCUGUCCUGGCAUCCCAACGGCACAUAUGUGUUUUCGGCGUCGGACGAGAUGGACAAGUCGAUCCGCAUGUGGUCCAUUAUUACAGGCAACUGCGUGCGCAUCUUCACCGGGCAUACGCACUACAUCAGUGCCCUGCAAUGCGCGCACAAUGGCAAGAUCCUAGCCAGCGCCGACGCCGGAGGGAACAUCAUCCUGUGGGAUAUCGACAAAGGUACCCGCAUCAAGCGGUGUCGCGGCCACGGGAAAGGCGGCAUCCCGUCUCUUAGCUUUAGUGCCGAGUCCAACGUUCUUGUGUCUGGUGGCUUGGACGGUACAGUCCGUAUCUGGGACAUCGAGCUGCCUGCGGAUCCCAACAAGUCCAACCCUCUUACAGUGGGGCCCGCUCACCCCGGACCACAAACGGACGGGGCAGUGCCUGGCGAUACCAUCGCCGUCGGAGGAUCCUUGGAUAGUCGUAGCAUUACAGUCGGUGGCCAGCCGGCGCAAGCAGCGGGUUCGAGCGCAUCUGCGGCCGGCGUCGGCACUAGUGGAGGGGGAGGCGGAGGUGGGAAGAAGAAGGCUAAGGAAGUUCAGAUCACACCGGACCAGAUCAGUGCCUUUGCGACCAAGAAGACGCCCGUCAUGAAGGUACAAUUCACGCGCAUGAACUUGAUUGUGGCGGGUGGCUGCUACGACCCUGAACGGUAG